CUAGCAGGUAUACGUCAACCUAUAGACAUCAUCUUCCCUUCGACUCUUCGUAGCCACUGUGCAAACACCUAAUAUAGUGGCAGGGAUCUUCACUGCUGUGUCCUACGCGACUAGGUCAACUCGCAAGCUGUGAUUUCUACCUCAGCUGCCCAACGCAGCGCAGUGGCAGUCACCGUUUCUUGCGACCUUUGUCCAACAUGUCCUUAUAAUAUGGAAGCCCCAGCUCAAAUCACCUGCUUAAACCGCGCCUGUUAAGCAUUGCAGUGGUCUUCCUUCUCACCCCGAUCACAUUACUCCCACAACUACGACAUCAAUCCUGCCCUCUGUCACGCCGCGCUUUUUGGUGGUCCUGCCUACCACCGCGUUCCGAUCGGGAGACAACGAGCAACCUCUAAGCAACAGUCGACAGCAUUCACCUACCGAAAGGAUGACCAUGGAGAAGAUUGUGAAGGGAGCUACAAAAAUAAAGUUGGCUGCGCCCAAAUCCAAGUACAUCGAGCCUAUUCUUUCUGCGACGAAUGGAGGGGAUUCUGGUGUUGCUGAAGUCUUCCGGACUCUGCAAUUGCGAUUACGAGAUUCAACAUGGACCAUUGUCUUCAAAUCGCUGAUUGUGGUCCACUUGAUGAUAAGAGAAGGGCAGCCAGAGGUCACAUUGAGGUACAUCGCUGAUUCACCAAAACGCAUUGCUAUCAGUGGAUUCGCAGAGGGUAUGACUCCCGAGUCCGAGUCAAAGAGAUUUUGCCCGUCGACUGACAUGGAACAGUUCAAACCCAAGGUUUGAAUAUUCGCCACUACUAUGAAUAUCUCAUGGAGCGGGUUCGGGCCUACCGAGAUACAAAAACAGAUUACGUCAAGUCAGGAACAGGCAAGAUGCGAAGACUUACGGUCGAAAAGGGCCUACUAAGGCAGACGGAAAUAGUCCAAGACCAAAUACAAGCCCUACUUCGAUGUGAUCUGUUGAACAGUCAAGACCCAGACAACGAAAUUACAUUGACAGCCUUUCGGCUACUGACGCUUGACCUGCUUGAGCUCUUCAAGGUCAUGAACGAGGGUACUAUCAACGUUUUGGAGCAUUAUUUUGAAAUGUCUCGUCCCGAUGCAGAACGCGCUUUGCAGAUAUACAAGACUUUUGGAAGGCAGACGGAACAAGUAGUGCAGUAUCUGAGCCUUGCGCGACAGUACGAGACGUCGACGAGGUUGGAGGUCCCUAAAUUGAAGCAUGCACCCACGACAUUGACCAAUUCGCUGGAAGAUUAUUUGAAUGACCCAGAUUUUGAAAUCAACCGCCGACAGUAUCUUGCACAACAAGAGGCUAAAAGAACAGGGAAACCUGUGUCAUCAGCUCCAAAAUCGACGCCUUUUGAUAGACCUUCUGAUACGACAACACAAGGUCAUUCCUUCCAGCAGCCGGCUCAGCAAAUACCAAAGGGGCCUGCACCGGAUUUGAUCGAUUUCUUCGAGUCAAUUGAGCAGAAUCAACAGCAAAUGGCUUCACCAAGCAACCCUCAACAGCAAUUUCACACAGGAAUGCUUCAGGGUCAAGCAUAUCAACAAGCACAGAUACCGCAGCAGACUGGGUACAACCCCUUCUUGCAACAGCAACAGCAGCAACAACCUCAAUUUCAAAGCCAGCCUCUCCCACAGCCUGGACCCUUGCAGACCGAUUUCACUGGCGCAGGUUUUGGUGGGUAUGGUCCUCAGCCGCCGCAGCAGACACAUGCUUUCCAAUUCCAGUCCAAUCUUUCACCCAUUCCUCAAAAUGGCGUGGCAGAUUUCCAGCAACAACAGCAACAACAACAACAACAACAACAACAGCAGCAGAUGGCUUUACAACCACAGCAUACGUCUACAAACCCAUUCCGUCAGUCAAUGAUGCCAACAGGAAAUGCACAGGUCUCUCCAAUGAGUGCAAAUCCUGCACGGCAGUCAAUUAACCCUUUUGCGAAGCACAAUACCGGAGCUGUAACACAUAACGGUCCUGGUUUUGGUGGCAACAACUUUGAACAGACCUUCUCUCCUAGCCCAAUCUCUCCGGACCAAACAUUCAAUUCCACUUCAUCAUAUGGCUCUCAACCUCCUGCGCUUCAACCACAAAGAACCGGAACAAAUCCAUUCGCAAAAAAUCGGCCUGCGACAGCCGGUGGUCCGGUGACUGCGAAUGUAACAGGGAGCACGAAUCCGUUCAGGCAAAGUGCUUUUGUGAACCAAGAGACUGGACAAGGCUGGCAACACAGUUCUCAGGGGACAUUUUCAGGGUUUGACGUGAAUAAUGUAAACACGAUGCCAGUCUUUCCAAGACCAGGGCACAAUUAAUGAUACAGCCUAAUCAAGGGUAAUACUGUUUGAGGAUUCAGAGGAGGGAGGGUAUUAGCGCUUUCUCUUGGAUAGCUACCUAUAUACAUUCUUCGACUUUUCAAUCUAGCGACUUUUUGCAUUGUACUUUGAAAUUUGGGUAACAGUGUCCAGUACUAUUGUCUGUACAUUGUUUAUAUAGCCAAGUAUACGUAUACGUAACAUACAACCAGAAGUGACC
Messenger RNA from Exophiala oligosperma, 2533 nucleotides. RefSeq lists its product as hypothetical. Gene Ontology annotation, molecular function: 1-phosphatidylinositol binding; phosphatidylinositol-4,5-bisphosphate binding; clathrin heavy chain binding. NCBI's taxonomy places the organism in Eukaryota, Fungi, Ascomycota, Eurotiomycetes, Chaetothyriales, Herpotrichiellaceae. Gene Ontology annotation, cellular component: clathrin-coated pit; clathrin-coated vesicle. Gene Ontology annotation, biological process: vesicle budding from membrane; clathrin-dependent endocytosis; clathrin coat assembly. The transcript has 4 exons. The record is from RefSeq and is a predicted model, not a curated record. Bases 808 to 2313 code for a protein of 501 amino acids.